Molecule: messenger RNA, 2316 nt
Organism: Miniopterus natalensis
Lineage: Eukaryota; Metazoa; Chordata; Mammalia; Chiroptera; Miniopteridae
Source: RefSeq, a predicted model, not a curated record
AUGGGCCCCUUCCCAUGCUCCAACUUCCCCUCCAGGCCUGUGGAAAAUAUAAUGAAGGCCCUCUACAAGUGGACUCUAGAGGAGGACAUCGCGGCCAAGGAGAAGCUGCUGCGGGCGUCGGAGGACGAGCGGGACCGGGUGCUGGAGGAGCUGCACCGGGCCGAGGACAGCCUCCUGGCCGCCGACGAGACCGCCGCCAAGGCCAACUCCCAGCUGGAAGAUGAGCUGGUGUCGCUACAAAAGAAACUCAAGGGCACUGAAGAUGAACUGGACAAGUACUCCGAGGCUCUCAAAGAUGCCCAGGAGAAGCUGGAACUGGCAGAAAAAAAGGCCACCGACGCUGAAGCCGAUGUAGCUUCUCUGAACAGACGCAUCCAGCUGGUUGAGGAAGAGUUGGAUCGAGCCCAAGAGCGUCUGGCAACAGCUUUGCAGAAACUGGAGGAGGCCGAGAAGGCAGCAGAUGAGAGUGAGAGAGGCAUGAAAGUCAUUGAAAGUCGAGCCCAGAAAGAUGAAGAGAAAAUGGAAAUUCAGGAGAUCCAACUGAAAGAGGCCAAGCACAUUGCUGAAGAUGCCGACCGCAAGUACGAAGAGGUGGCCCGUAAGCUGGUCAUCAUUGAGAGUGACCUGGAACGUGCAGAGGAGCGGGCCGAGCUCUCAGAAGGCCAAGUUCGACAGCUGGAAGAACAAUUAAGAAUAAUGGAUCAGACCUUGAAAGCAUUAAUGGCUGCAGAGGAUAAGUACUCUCAGAAGGAAGACAAAUAUGAGGAAGAGAUCAAGGUCCUUUCUGACAAGCUGAAGGAGGCUGAGACUCGGGCUGAGUUUGCAGAGAGGUCAGUAACUAAAUUGGAGAAAAGCAUUGAUGACUUAGAAGACGAGCUGUACGCUCAGAAACUGAAGUACAAGGCCAUCAGCGAGGAGCUGGACCACGCUCUCAACGAUAUGACUUCCAUAGAAAGUGGCUCAUGCCAAAGAAGAAAACCUUAGUAUGCAUCAGAUGCUGGAUCAGACUUUACUGGAGUUAAACAACAUGUGAAAACCUCCUUAGCUGCGACCACACUUUCAUGUUGUUUCUGUUGUUUUUUUGUUUUAUUUUGUUUGGGUUUUUUUUUAACACUAUGCUUACCAUGAAACCCCUUAACUGCAUUACCACUGUCACAGAAACAUCCACAGAUACUGGCUACAUCAGAGGUGGGGAACACACACACACACGCGCACACACACACAGAGGCAGGCCCGUGUCAGAGGGACCAUGAUUUAAAUGUGCCAUUUCCCAGGUUGACGUUGCCACACUUCAUAGAGGGUCUGGCAACACAGUCUAGGAAUCCUCACUAAAUCAGACAGGUUUCCACUCAAAGUGCCAACGCUACAUUCAACAGGAAGAUUGCUGUUGGAAACGAUCAGGUGUGGAUUGGUGCUACUUGAAACAAAAGGUCCCACUGUGGUCUUUCGUUCAAUAUUGUACAAUUUAGAAUUCUGUCCAACACUAAUUUAUUUUGUCUUGAGCUUUACUAUGAGAUGAGACUAUGGAUUCUGUAUGCCUGAAUUCACCAAAGCCAAGGGUUUGUAAGCCACACUGCUCUUUUAAGACUUCUGUUUCCUUCUAAUCGGCACACUUGGAGCGCAUUUCAACUCGUAGGAUAGCAGUCCAUGUGGAUGGAUUUCCACUCUAUUUCUCCAUGUUAAAGUGAAAAUUUUGGCACUAUAUACAAUUGAUAAACAUUUUCUUAAGAGUUAUAACUACAGUAGUCUCCCCCCUUAUCCACGGGGCAUAUGUUCCAGAACCCCUAGUGGAAACCUGAAACCGCAGACAGUACUGAACCCUGUGUACGAUGUUUUUUCCUGUACGUACUCACCUUCUCACUUAAAGGGAGCGCUUUACGGCUUCUCUUUGGCAGUUCCAAAUUGACAGCAUCACACUACUCUUGCACUUUGGGGCCAUUAUUAAGUAAAAUAAGGGUCACUUAAACACAAGCACUGCAAUACUGAGACAGUCGAUCUGAUAACCAAGAUGACAACUAAGUGCCUAACCGGCAGGGAGCAUAGAGUAUGGAGACGCUGGACAAAGGGAGGAUUCACGUUCUGGGCGGGACAAAACGGGACAGCGCAAGAUUUCAUCAUGCUACUCAGAACGACGCUUGAUUUAAAACUUAUGAAUUGUUUAUUUCUGAAAUUUUUCAUUUAAUAUUUUCCAACCGUGGUUGACCGCAGUUAACUGAAACUGAGGACCGGGAACCCGUGGAUAAGGGGGGACUACUGUAUAUAUAAACAUUGUAUAAUGAUAUGGAAUAAAAUGCACAUUGUAGAACAUUUUCUAAA